AUGAUAAGAAUGUUGAAAAAGUUGCCAGUGCCAUUCAUCUCCUUUUGCUGUAAAUGGAAGCAAAUGAACGCAAGUAGUACGACCAAACAUGGAACUAUCCGAUCAAUAAAAAUUCCGAAUAUCUUGUAUGACCCUGGUAGUCAAAUUACUGUAUAA
Molecule: messenger RNA, 156 nt
Organism: Rodentolepis nana
Lineage: Eukaryota; Metazoa; Platyhelminthes; Cestoda; Cyclophyllidea; Hymenolepididae
Source: the annotation of a GenBank genome assembly